This is a messenger RNA of Dermacentor andersoni, 851 nucleotides long. RefSeq lists its product as uncharacterized. Lineage: Eukaryota; Metazoa; Arthropoda; Arachnida; Ixodida; Ixodidae. The record is from RefSeq and is a predicted model, not a curated record.
ACUUUUGCUUUAACCAAGACCUGUACGGCCAAAGGAAAGGAAGGCAAGACAACACAUUGAGAGGUCUUGGCUACAACAGCGGCCUCUGUGCCUAUUAUCAUGUCGCCCUCGGCGAAGACAAGGCUGGAACCUACAGUGGGACUGACACCGCUGCCCACGAAAUCGGCCACCUUCUAGGCGCCACACAUGAUGGGUUGCCUCCUGAGCGUAACUAUCUCGGCAAACCAGGCUCCCUGAUGUGCUCAGUUUUUCAUGGCUACCUUAUGAGCUACAUAAAGAGGGGUGCGGCCAGUCAUCACUACUCGAACUGCAGUCUCGCCCAGAUGCGAUAUUGUGUCAGCCGUGUGAGGCCCUCAUGCUGGAAAGUGAAUGCUAAAAAGGUGUGCAACGUAACGAAAAAAUACCCUGGCAUGGAGAUGACGCCAGAAGUUUAUUGCCAGAAGUUAUUUCCUCAUGAACAGAAUGUUACCGCUGACCCGUAUGAAUGGUUCAAGACCGCAUGCAUUGUGCGUUGCUUGUACAAUCCAAGAGGACAAGUGGUCCACACUGGACAUAAGAUGUACAAAGACGUAGACGCGCUGGAACAUACGCCUUGCGGAAAAAGGAAGGCGUGCAUACAAGGCAUCUGUACAGAGAAGCCCUCGAAGAAGAUAAGACACUGAUGAGUUCAAUGCCAACCAGUUCUAUGAUUCACUGAAAUGGAGCUAACAUACAAAACUGCAUACGUGGGAAGCGCUGCGAUCGUUUUAUUUUUCGCAAAUGAAGUUGCCCGGCUGAGACUGUCACUUAAUCAGUGCAGUAUCUUUUGGUCGUCAUCGUUAAAAAACCAAAUCAAUAAAUAACGUUAAAAC